Molecule: messenger RNA, 1290 nt
Organism: Penicillium manginii
Lineage: Eukaryota; Fungi; Ascomycota; Eurotiomycetes; Eurotiales; Aspergillaceae
Exons: 2
Coding region: 1-1290 (429 amino acids)
Source: RefSeq, a predicted model, not a curated record
AUGGCCAUGCCCUCUGCCGCCAUUGGCACUCAUUGUUUUUUCUCUGCGGCUUGGAGAUCUAUUGAUGUACAAGAGGGUUGGCAGAUUUACCCACUUGUCUGCACUGUCCGAACGAAUCCCAAAAUCGGCCAUGCCAUUCGUUCCCUGAAUGUUGCCUGGGAUUUCUUUAGCGAGGAGACCGUGGACGAUAUUGAAAUGUUCAGAAGUCUUGUGGAAGAAAGCAGUCAUUCUUCGGAGCACUCCAAGGAGUGGAUCAAAUAUUUGCAAGAAGGAUGCCCAGAUGCAUGGCUCGCCCUGCUCAUUCCAUCAUUAAAAAAUGUCACAAGUCUGUGCCUUCAAUUCCCUCAUUCGCCGACCUUCUUUAUGCCCAUGGUGGCGCGGGUAGCAGCCGGAGAAAAGCCAUUUGACCUGAAGCCAGCCUUCCAGAAAUUGGAACAUGUAACAGUCAAAAUGGAAGACAAUCCUAAAGCAGCUUACCGGGCGCAAGACCUCCUUCCUUUCUUUUCUUUACCAGCGAUGCAGAGCUUCUCCGGGAACGCGAUAUGUGAAGAAGAAGGUUGGACGUACCAUGAGUAUCCAAAGCCAGCACCCGGGACAUCUGGAAUCAAGAAGCUUGAUCUCGGUAGCUGGGGUACAAACAACGGCCAGAACGGAUUUCUGAAUCUUCUCAAAUUGUGCAAGGGUCUGGAGAGCUUUGAAUUCCAGCACGAUGAUCAGGCAAUCUGGGGCGAAUCCUUUUGUCCCUUCCGACCUGGACAAUUCUAUACAUCGUUGUCCACCCAAAAGCACAGUCUACGGGAGAUUCGAUUGAACAAUCAGGGAACACAUCCCUGGGAUCCUGAGGUUGACUUCGACGAGGAUUUGGAAUUGGGUACAUUCGGGUCGAUGAUGGAGUUCCAUCAACUGCGUGAGCUUCGGAUACCAUGGGCCACACUCUUGCAAGUUGAUUCCAGGAAUCAGCCAACAGCCAGUUUUUCGGAGAUUCUUCCGGCGAGCCUGGAGUAUCUUAGCUUGGCUGAUUGCCGUAAGGAGCACUUCACGAUGAUAAUUGAAGCUCUUCGGGACCUACUGAAGCACCGGGAGAAACGGUUUGCAAGUCUCCGAAUACUUGAAAUACAGCCUUAUACCGUAUACCGUAAACCCGGUGCAAACUAUGUCUUGUGGGCAGACUGUCUCGGAGUUCCCCAGUCGACAAUCGAUAUGUUUGCAGCAGUGGAGAUAGAGUGCCAGAAGAUGGGAAUCCAUUUCAGGUUUUGCCAAGAUGGAACCCAUGAAAUAAUUGGGAUGUAA